Plenodomus lingam JN3 is the source of this 1836-nucleotide messenger RNA. RefSeq lists its product as uncharacterized. Gene Ontology annotation, biological process: phosphorylation; phosphorelay signal transduction system. NCBI's taxonomy places the organism in Eukaryota, Fungi, Ascomycota, Dothideomycetes, Pleosporales, Leptosphaeriaceae. Gene Ontology annotation, molecular function: phosphorelay sensor kinase activity. The record is from RefSeq and is a predicted model, not a curated record.
AUGUCCAGGAGACGGCAGGAUCAGCCCGUGGCAGAUCUAGCUUUCUCUGAUCUUAAGCUUCGUCAUCUGAUUAAUCAUGCCUCUGUGGGCAUGUGUCACAUCUCACUGAAUGGCCGAAUGUUUUGGGCUAACGAUCAUUAUUACCGUCUUGCAGGCAAAACUCCAGAAGAACUAGAAGGAAGCCAUGUCUUUUCCAAUAUGCCUUUUGAAGAAGAUCAGAUAAAGGCCAUGGAUGCUUGGGAUGGUCUCCUUGCUGGAAUAGGGCAUGUCAGUAUUGAAGUCCGCUCGCAACGAACAUACGUCCCACCAAGCGGUGACGAGGAACCUGCACAAAUUCAGGUUGUCGCAUUUCCCUAUCCCGAAAAUGGCCACGUGAAGUCUAUCAUGGCUUGUACUACGGAUAUUUCGAGGCUGAAAUGGGCGCAGGAUUACCAUGCUCGAUCCGCGGCUGAAGCAAGAGAAGCAAAACGGCAGCAAGAAGCUUUCAUCGAUGUCGUUUCCCACGAGAUGCGGAAUCCCUUGAGCGCCAUCGUACAUUGCUGUGAUGCUAUUAUUAUGGCGGCGGAAGAGUGCCAGGCGCAGUUGCACAUUACAAAAAUACCAGCACUUUGUCUUGAAGCCCUCAAUGAUAACAGGCAGAGCGCCAAGAUCGUCUUGCAAUGCGCCAGUCAUCAGAAACGCAUUAUCGACGAUAUUUUAACACUCAGCAAACUCAACUCAAUGUUGUUAACUAUCACGCCAGAUGCGGUACAACCUGCAAAGAUGAUUCACUCUAUUGUGGAUAUGUUUGAACCCGAGAUGAGGAGCCAUUCGAUUCACUGGGACAUCAUCGUGGAUGAGUCCAUAGCUGACUUGAACGUAAACCGAGUCUAUCUGGAUCCCUCAAGAAUCACGCAGAUCUUUAUUAAUUUAUUGACGAAUGCCAUUAAGUUUGUCAAGCCUUCAAACAUGGUCACAUCCCACACAACCCCUACUAUCAAUGUGCGCUUCGGCGCCUGCAGAUCAAAUUCACGACAAGCCUUCACGAGUAAAAUGUAUUGGGCUACUGGUCAUCAGGACACCAACGUAACCAAGCACCCAGAAUGGGGAUUUGGGGAGGAGAUUUAUCUCACCUUCAGCGUUCAGGACACUGGAAUUGGCCUUCACAACCAUGAAAUUGAGAAAAUAUUUGAACGCUUCCGGCAGGCCCACGUCAAGACUCAUGUACAGUACGGCGGUAGCGGCCUAGGCCUUUUUAUUUCUAAAGAGCUUGCUGAAAAGCAAGGUGGUGAAAUCGGCGUUUGCUCAGCGCCAGGGCAGGGUUCCACUUUUGGCUUCUACAUCCGGACUCGUCGUGAAGAAAAGCAUCUCCCGAUCAGGCCUAAGGCGAUGCGCAGCGAUGCAGAGACUACAUCGUACCAGAUGAAUGUCUUGCUGGUGGAAGAUAACGUCAUCAACCAACAAGUACCAGGGAAACAGCUGAGAAAGGCUGGGUGCGUAGUGGAAGUCGCGAACCAUGGGCUGGAGGCAUUGCAGAUGCUUGAGCAGGAGAUAUUCGACAUUGUUUUGAUGGAUUCUGAGAUGCCAAUACUAGAUGGCUUAGCCGCCACACGAUCUAUCCGAGAGCAGGAGAUGAUGGGCCAAGGCUUAUUAGGCCGGGCGACGGCACUCGGUGCACAAGCUGGAGCUCGAUUACCUAUCAUUGCUGUUACAGCGAACGUUCGCAAAGAGCAAAUUGAUCAGGCAAUCGCUGCUGGUGCGGACCACGUUGUUCAGAAACCAUUCAAGGCCAAAGAUUUAGUUCAUAUAACGGAGCAAUAUGUCGCAGUGGCAAAACGCUCUCCGGUCAAAGGCUGA